GCCAUGAUCCGCCAGGAGCUCUCCACAUCCUACCAAGAGCUGAGUGAGGAGUUGGAUCAGGUGGUUGAGAACUCAGAGCAGGCGGACGAGCGGGAAAAGGAGGCGGUCAAAGUCCAGGGUCCAGGGAUCUUACCAGCCCUGGACAGCGAGUCCGCCUGCAGCAGCAUCCGCUUUAGCAAGGCCUGCCUGAAGAACGUCUUCUCCGUGCUGCUCAUCUUCAUCUACCUGCUGCUCAUGGCCGUGGCCGUCUUCCUGGUCUACCAGACCAUCACGGACUUUCGUGAGAAACUCAAGCACCCUGUCAUGUCGGUGUCUUACAAGGAGGUGGAUCGCUACGACGCCCCAGGCAUUGCCCUGUACCCCGGUCAGGCCCAGCUGCUCAGCUGUAAGCACCAUUACGAGGUCAUUCCACCUCUGAAGAGCCCCGGCCAGCCAGGAGACAUGAACUGCACCACCCAGAGGAUCAACUACACAGACCCCUUCUCCAAUCAGACCCUGAAAUCCGCCCUGAUUGUGCAAGGGCCCCGGGAGGUGAAGAAGCGGGAGCUGGUCUUCCUGCAGUUCCGCCUGAACCAGAGCAGCGAGGACUUCAGCGCCAUCGAUUACCUCCUCUUCUCUUCUUUCCAGGAGUUCCUGCAAAGCCCAGACAGGGUAGGCUUCAUGCAGGCCUGCGAGAGCGCCUAUUCCGGCUGGAAGUUCUCGGGAGGCUUCCGCACCUGGGUCAAGAUGUCCCUGGUGAAGACUGAGGAGGAGGACGGGCGGGAGGCAGUGGAGUUCCGGCAGGAGACCAGCGUGGUUAACUACAUUGACCAGAGGCCAGCGGCCGAAAAAAGCGCUCAGUUGUUUUUUGUGGUCUUUGAAUGGAAAGAUCCUUUCAUCCAGAAAGUCCAAGACAUAAUCACCGCCAAUCCUUGGAACACGAUCGCUCUUCUCUGUGGGGCCUUCUUGGCAUUAUUUAAAGCUGCAGAAUUUGCCAAACUGAGCGUGAAGUGGAUGAUCAAAAUUAGGAAGAGGUACCUUAAAAAAAGAGGUCAGGUAACGAACCACAUAAGCUGAAGUCGCUUGCAUUGUUCGUAGGACUGCCCGAGUUCAUGGAAGUUCUCAUCACUUCUGCUUUGGUAAACCUAGCUGCCAGCAAUCCUGUCCUCACUUGAAGAAACGGGCCUUGCUGGGGGGCCUGCCUGUCACACUGCAGCUUCUAACUGGUCCUCAGAGAGACUGUCUAGAGCCCAAUGGAACAGAUCCAAUGGAUGACCUUAACCGUUAUUUAAGUAUUUAAAUUAUUAAUGAACAUUUUUUGACAUAUGACAUGAAUAGGGUUUGUGGAAGAUGGAAUUAGAUAUAAUCCAGUUUCCUGAAGGUUUUUGGAAGCUGCCUGCCUUCUCGGUUUGGUGUAUAGUUAAGGUCUAACAGGAUGAUUAAGGCUCUGACCUUAGGUUUUUUUCUUGAGAUUUUUUUAAAAUGGACAGGAGAGAGUGAUUUUCUUCUCCCCCACCAGUGACUCUUUGGGUGUGGAGGUCGUGCUGUGGAACCGGUGUACCGUGUGUGAGAAAUGCAAAACCCCUCAUGUCUCUGGUGCCAUCUGCCAGCCCCUGACACGCUCUCUUGUUUAAUAUUAAAUGAGACUUUUUUUUAAA
Molecule: messenger RNA, 1637 nt
Organism: Lipotes vexillifer (Yangtze River dolphin)
Lineage: Eukaryota; Metazoa; Chordata; Mammalia; Artiodactyla; Lipotidae
Gene: PACC1
Product: proton activated chloride channel 1
Exons: 8
Coding region: 4-1056 (350 amino acids)
Cellular component (GO): cell surface
Source: RefSeq, a predicted model, not a curated record